AGCGAAUCAGAGAGUAUUGCAAGAAGCCUGUGUACCACCAGCUCGGAGUGUUUGAUUUUGUACCAGUAAUUUGCAAAUCAUGGAGUAAUCAUUGACUAUGAUUGUAGAGUACCUUUCAGUUUUAGGUGUGUCAUACGUAUAGGCUUAAUGUACUGAAAGUUGUAGCACUGUAUUGCAGCAGUUUCACAGACAAAUACGAACACAGAACAUCUAGCCUGUCGGACAAAAACAGGGAGGAAGAUAAAAACACUCCAGUGUAUCCUCCUGACUGAUGAAAGGUGACGUUAAAGAAGAGACGAGACGGUCCACUACGGAGAAAGUACAUCAUAAAGUGUCUGCUGCGUGUAAAUGAAAUAUCAGCUUUUCCAUUCAGAUUGUACCAUAUUCAAUGUGCAACCGUCGGUGUCUUUCAUUCAGGGAUGCGACGAAAAAGACGGGAAGGGUCUUUGUCAACGAUAUCAUUAAUGGAAUAAUGAAUUAGCGGAUCAAAGAAACUGUGACCAUUUCAGCAGGGCGACAGUAUCUUGUGAGAUAUUGUGUGAUAUUCGGAUUUGAAGCACAAGGAAUUCAAUUCAUCAAGAGAAGCUGCUGGUUUUGAAUAAGUUACCGCCUGCUUCUUCUUCAGCGUUGACGACAUGAAGCUGUGAUCAUUUGAAAAAAACGACAUCUUUUAUGAGAUACUGUGUCCUUCAAAGGUCAAAUCUGUAUUCAGAUAAUCAUGCGCUUGGAAUAUAUGUCGUGAUGCAUUUGCGGGUUGUUUCUGGGUGUCUUGUCUAUGGAAUAAGUUGCUGCCUGCUCGUGUUGAUCUUGACGAAAUGCUGUGCUGAUAGCCAAUGGUGACAUUUCUGCGGUUAUUUAGUGUGUGGUCAUUCAGCUCUACGAGUGAUAAUCAAGGCGACACUUUGAUGAAUAAUUCAGAGAAAGUACAUAAACUGGCAAAUUAGUGGGAUCGCGUGAUAGUUGAAUAUUCAAUUCAAAGUGUUAUCAAAGAUGGCGGUCAUCGCGGCCAUUUUGGGAUGAUCGUCACAGAAAUUGCUCAAGGCAAAGUAAGAAGGAAGUUAGCAUUUCAUCGACAAGAGUCGAAAUCGGGGAUCAUCCAAUUUCCACCACGGAUUUCGCAACACAAUGGGAAUUAGCCUUGCUCCGAACGCCACAACCAUCAAAAUGUCAACAAUGUCGUCUGCAAGUUUGCAAGAUGGCGACUCUUCCCGUUCCCGAAUGGAAUGCGUCAUAACAUUUGUGUUGACAAUCCUCAUCCUCUUUACCAACGCGCUGAUUUUGCUCAUUCUGUUUCGAUCCCACGGUUUGAAAUGUGUCAACAAGUAUUUUUUCUGUUCCAUGACCAUAUCUGAUCUCCUGAUGGGCGCUCUCGUGACGCCAUUUGCAUUCGUGUCCUCCAUCUUUGACCGCUGGGUGUUUGGGGAAUACGUCUGCCACAUAACUGCAUACGUCAUGGCAAUAUUGUUGCUCGCGUCCGUAUAUUCCAUGAUGCUAAUCAGCAUGGACCAUUAUGUCGCCAUUCGAAAACCAGACAGACACUCGGCAUUGCUGUCGCCAGUGCGAUGCGCCUGUUGGAUAAUGUUUUGUUGGAUAACUUCGCUCAGCUUCUGCUGUCCGCCACUUUUCGGGGUGGCGCGCGCGGAAUAUUACAGAGAAGGAUACAUCUGUCUCAUAGACUGGAACCUCCAAAGGGCAUAUUUCAUCACAUCAGGAAUAGUAGUGACACUCCCACCAACAGUAGGCUUAAUGUUCGCAAACUCAUACAUUUUUACCAAGCAUUACCAAGCGAAGAAAGAAGUUUUUGAAAAAUCAUCAAGUUCCGUGGCGGACUCUGCUCGCCCCAGAUACUACUCCGUUAAUUUUGUGAUAGGACUAAUCUUUUUCUUAUCAUGGGUCCCAUGGUGCAUUUUACAGCUGGACCAAAUAGUGAACUUACGCAUCGUAUCUCCAAAGGAGUUACAUUUCUAUUUUCUAUGGAUAGCGUUAGGGAAUUCGUUGUGGAAAUUUGGUGUUUAUGUGGCCAUGUGUUCGGACUUUCGUUGCGGACUUCGCUCAAUGUUCGCCAGGACUAGGGUACAGUGUACAUGCAGCAAGUGCUGACAAAAGCAAAGAUAGCGCCAUUGAUUAAGUAUAGGCUCGUUUAAUCUCCCAAAGAAGUUUUAUAUAACUUCCUUGAUUCUCCGCAGAACCCACCGAACUCUUCACUCGAGAGGCGCUGGAUAUUCACUAACAGUAUUGCGUCGAGAUGUUUUGGAUUCACAUCCAAUGUUUAUCUUUGUCACCAGUUGUCAAUUCAACAAAAUAAAGGUUAU
Molecule: messenger RNA, 2312 nt
Organism: Lineus longissimus
Lineage: Eukaryota; Metazoa; Nemertea; Pilidiophora; Heteronemertea; Lineidae
Product: G-protein coupled receptor 52-like
Exons: 2
Coding region: 1126-2100 (324 amino acids)
Biological process (GO): cellular response to light stimulus; G protein-coupled receptor signaling pathway; phototransduction
Cellular component (GO): plasma membrane
Molecular function (GO): G protein-coupled photoreceptor activity
Source: RefSeq, a predicted model, not a curated record